GCCUGUCUUCAGUUGUGGUCAGCGUUUGAACCGAGGAACACCGGGCUAGCUAUCUGGACGUUUUUGCACUGAAACAAGGAGUAAAGCCAAGGUUUUUUAAACGAGGACGUGAAGCGAAUAACCCGGACUUCCCUUCCCCUCAGAGGACUUCUCCAAUAUCGUGCUGGAAUAUUCCCUCUUUUCCUCCUGAGCCUGAUGGAUUUCUCCGCCAGACUGUUUUAACACUAAACCGCUCGCACAAACCCAAAACCUGGCGCAGGUCUCGUUUAAUCGUCUUCGUGCUUGAUAAUCGCUUAAUUCAGCGUUGCCUUUGAACAAAAUGGGAUUCCUUGAUUCUGCCAUGAGGUAGCCAAGCCCCGUCGCUGGCAUCACAAACAGCUGGGUCGCGUCUGGAACACGGGAUUCUAGCCGCUCCAUGUAGUGUUUACACUCCCCUUUUUAAAAAACGCGAAUAUAUCAGCGGCGUUGAGCCAAAAUGAGUGUCGAUUUAAUCGAAUCAAACACAUGAGUGGAGCCGAAACAAACCGCGACCUAUAUUUCUUGCACUUUUUUCUACAUCUGCUCGAAUCACCGGCGCCUGGAAAAUAUGGACAGUGAGGUUUUCACCCCCAUGCUGGAGCAGUUCAUGCUCACGCCGCUCGUCUGCUGGGUGAAGACAGUGGGGCGGCCCACGGUGACGGAUGGAUCCAAACUAUCGGAAUAUGUCGAGUUAGUGGACGGGAUUUACCUGAAUGAAAUCAUGCUGGAGAUAAAUCCCAAAGCCACAGUGCAGAGGACCAACAAGAAGGUCAACAAUGACCCGACCCUGCGCAUACAGAACCUCUCAAUCCUCAUCAGGCAGAUCAAGGACUUCUAUCAGGAGACGCUGCAGCAGCUGGUGAUGAUGCCUUUACCAAACGUGCUGGUUCUGGGUCGGAACCCUCUCUCAGAGCAAGGUCUGGAGGAGAUGAAGAAACUUUUGCUGCUACUGUUGGGAUGUGCUGUUCAGUGUGAAAAAAAGGAAGAAUACAUUGAGAGGAUUCAGACUCUUGACUUUGACUCCAAAGCUGCCAUCGCCUCACACAUCCAAGAGGUGACUCAUAACCAGGAGAAUGUGGUCGACCUGCAGUGGUUGGAAAGUGGGGAGAUGCCUCCUGAAGACCUGGACAGUCUCUCUAGGAAUCUAGCUUUUCACCUCAAACAAUUGGUGGACGAGAGAGACACACAACUGGAGACUAUCGUGGAACUGACCCAGGAGAGGGACUGUGUCCAACUGUCUCCACUGGCCCCUUGUCCCGCUCAGUCCCCCAACGGCUCCCCCAGCAUGAGGAGGACAGAAAGUCGGCAGCACCUCUCUGUGGAGUUGGCCGAUGCCAAAGCCAAGAUCAGACGCCUGCGGCAGGAACUGGAAGAGAAGAGUGAGCAGCUCCUGGACACCAGACAGGAGCUGGAGAACAUGGAGUCGGAGCUGAAAAAGCUCCAGCAGGAGAGCUACCAGCUGCUGUCUGACGCUCGGUCAGCCAGGGCAUACCGUGACGAACUGGACGCUCUGAGAGAGAAAGCCAGUCGAGUUGACAAGCUGGAGAGCGAGCUGAGCCGAUACAAAGAGAGACUGCAUGACAUCGAGUUCUACAAGGCCAGAGUGGAGGAGUUAAAGGAGGACAACCAGGUCCUGCUGGAGACCAAGACAAUGCUGGAGGAGCAACUGGAUGCCACCAGAACUCGCUCAGAUAAACUGCACCUCCUGGAGAAGGAGAAUCUGCAGCUGAAGUCAAAAAUCCAUGACCUUGAGAUGGAGCGAGACCUGGACCGGAAGCGUAUGGAAGAGCUGCUGGAGGAGAACCUGGUGCUGGAGAUGGCCCAAAAACAAAGCAUGGACGAAUCCUUGCACCUCGGCUGGGAGCUGGAACAGCUUUCCAAAACACCUGAAAUCACUGAAGCUCCUCAGAAGUCCCUGGGCGAUGAGGUGAACGACCUGACGUCCAGCCGCCUGUUGAAGCUGGAAAAGGACAACCAGACGCUGCUGAAGACUGUGGAGGAAUUGAGAGGAGCUGGUGGACCCGACACUGCGGUCAAGCUGGGCAAAGUCAACCAGGAGAAUCAGAAGCUGGCGAAAAAACUGGAGCAGCUGGAAGGUGAACUGUCAGCAGACAGAGAGUCUCUUCGUAGCGCCGAGGCUCUAAGCACCGACCUGAUGAAAGAGAAGGCCUUGCUGGAGAAGACUCUGGAAACACUCAGGGAGAACUCCGAAAGACAGCUGAAGGGUCUGGAGCAGGAGAACAAGCACCUCAGCCAGACCGUGUCAUCUCUGCGCCAACGCUGCCAGGUCGGCGCUGAGGCUCGUGUCAAGGAUGUGGAGAAGGAAAACCGGAUCCUUCACGAGUCCAUCUGUGAAACCACCGCCAAACUGAACAAGAUGGAAUUCGAGCGGAAACAGCUACGCAAAGACCUGGAGGUGAUGAAGGAGAAGGGCGAGCGAGCAGAAGAGAUGGAGAUUCAGUUGCAGAAGCUAGAAAGAGAUAAUGAGAGUCUACAGAAGAAGGUGGCGAGUUUGGGGAUCACCUGUGACAAGGUGUCGUCCCUAGAGAAGGAGAACACUGAGUUGGAGGCAGAGGGCCGUCGCUUGAAGAAGAAGCUGGACACACUGAAGAACAUGGCUUUCCAGUUGGAGGCCCUAGAGAAGGAGAACUCUCAGUUGGAACAGGAGAACCUGGAGCUGCGGCGUUCAGCUGAGAGCCUGCGGUCAGCUGGCGCCAAAGCUAUUCAACUGGAGGCGGAGAACCGGGAGCUGGAGAGUGAGAGAAGUCAGUUGAAGAGGAGUCUGGAACUUCUCAAGGCCUCAACCAAGAAGACUGAGCGAUUAGAGGUGAGUUACCAAGGGUUGGAUACAGAGAACCAGCGUCUGCAGAAAGCACUGGAGAACAGCAGCAAGAAGAUUCAGCAGCUGGAGGCAGAGCUGCAGGAGGUUGAGUCUGAGAAUCAAACCUUGCAGCGAAACCUUGAGGAGCUCAAGAUCUCCAGUAAACGUCUGGAACAGCUGGAGCAGGAGAACAAGGCGCUGGAGCAGGAGAGCUCUCAGCUGGAGAAGGACAAAAAACUGCUAGAGAAGGAGAACAAGCGUUUGAGACAGCAGGCCGAGAUCCGUGACUCAAAGUUGGACGACAGCAACCAGAGAAUCUCCUCCCUGGAGAAGGAGAACCGAACUAUGGGCAAGGAGAUGAUCUUCUUCAGGGACUCCUGCACCAGAGUCAAAGACCUGGAGAGGGAGAACAAGGAGCUGGUCAAACAAACCUCUAUUGACAAGAAGACCCUGAUCACACUCCGAGAGGAACUGGUGAGUGAGAAGCUGCGCACCCAGCAGAUGAAUAAUGAUUUGGAGAAGCUGACACAUGAGUUGGAGAAGAUCGGACUCAACAAGGAGAGGCUUCUGCAUGAUGAGGGCUCUGAUGACAGAUUCAAGCUCCUGGAGACUAAACUAGAGUCCACAUUGAAGUCAUCAUUAGAGAUUAAGGAAGAGAAGAUCGCCGCCCUGGAGGCCAGACUGCAAGAGUCUUCAAAUCUCAACCAGCAGCUUCGUCAGGAGCUCAAAACGGUGAAGAAAAACUAUGAGGCGCUGCGUCAGAGGGAGGAGGAAGAGAGGAUGGUCCAGAGUUCACCCCCUAGAGGCAUGGAGGACCCUCAAGCUGUCAGUAAAUGGGAGAAGGAGAGUCACGAGGCCACGAGGGAGCUGUUGAAAGUCAAGGAUCGACUCAUCGAAGUGGAGAGGAAUAAUGCUACACUGCAGGCUGAGAAGGCAGCGCUGCGGAGUCAGCUGAAACAACUUGAGACUCAGAGCUCGAAUCUACAGGCUCAGAUUGUUGCAGUGCAGAGACAGACCGCCUCCCUGCAGGAGAAUAACACCACUCUGCAGACGCAGAACGCCAAGCUUCAGGUGGAGAACUCCACCCUGAGCUCCAAGAGUGCUGCCCUCAUGGCCCAGAACGCCCAGCUCCAGAGCCAGCAGAGCAGCGUAGAGGGUGAAAGAGACGGGGCUGUGAGGGAGAAGGAGGAGGUCAGAUCCACGUACGAGAUGCUCCUCAGAGAUCAUGAGAAGCUGGCUGCCCUCCACGAGAGGCAGGCGGUGGAAUAUGAGGCUCUGAUUGGGAAGCACGGGGGCCUGAAGAGCUCUCACAAGAGCUUGGAGCAGCAGCACAGAGACCUGGAGGACAAGCACAAGCUGCUGCUGCAGAAGAAGAGUGACUUGGAGGAUCUGGAGAAGAACCUCAAGGAUCAGCAGGAAAAAAUGGCUUUAGAGAACCAAACGCACCAAUCCACCGCUGACCAGUGCAAGCAGCUCAAAGAGGAAAACGACAGACUGAACACAACAUAUCGUCAGCUGAUGAAGGACAACGAGAGUCUUCAGCUGGACCACAAGAAUAUUAAGAGCCAGCUGAACAGCGCCAAGCUAGAUCAGACCAAGCUGGAAGCCGAGUUCUCCAAACUGAAGGAGCAGUACCAGCAGCUGGACAUCACCUCCACGAAACUGACCAACCAGUGUGAGCUGUUGAGCCAACUGAAGGGGAACCUGGAGGAGGAGAACCGUCACUUGCUGGACCAGAUCCAGACUCUUAUGCUGCAGAACCGCACACUGCUGGAACAGACCAUGGAGAGCAAAGACCUGUUCCACGUCGAGCAGAGACAGUACAUUGACAAGCUGAAUGAGCUCCGGAGGCAGAAGGAGAAGCUGGAGGAGAAGAUCAUGGACCAGUACAAGUUCUACGACCCGUCACCACCUCGCAGGCGUGGCAACUGGAUCACUCUCAAAAUGAGGAAGCUGAUCAAACCCAAGAGCCGCGAGAGGAUGCGCUCUCUGACGCUGACCCCGUCCCGCUCCGAGUUGGCCGAUGGUUUCUUGUCCUUCCCAGACAGCCAGGACAACUCAUCAGUGGGCUCCGGCUCCAAUUCUCUGGACGACACCCUCACACAGAAGAGAAGCAGCAGGAGGCGAGGGCGUCAGCCCCAUGCACAAGUGCAGGGUUCCAGCAACGCUAUAAAAAGGUUGCCUUUCAUGAGGAACAGAUCCAAGGACAAAGACAAGGCCAAGGCCAUCUACCGGCGCUCCAUGUCCAUGAACGACCUGCUGCAGACCAUGGGGGUGGCAGGGGGUCCCGUGACCCAGUGGGCGGGCAGCAGUGAGAAUCUGGAGGGCGACGCCGGAGAGGGUGGUGUGAGCGGAGGGAGACGACGCAGCGGUCAACGCAUGAAAGAGCUGGCCUUCUCCACCAACGCUAUCGACUGUGCAACUCUCACACUGCCUUCUGCUGGACGCAGCCGGGCCAAACACCGGCUUCAGGUCAAAGACAACGUCUCGUGCGAGGACAUCACUGGCAACUCGGAUGAUCCUAAGAGCCAAGCCUCCAGACCCUCCAGUCUCCAUAGCAACAGGACAACCAGUAGCAAUAGUAACAAUAACUCCCACCUCACCUCCCCUCUGGAGGGCAAAGGAACCCUGAACGGCAGCUUGAGCCGACCCCACAGCGAGAGCAGCGGCGAGUUCAGCCUCAGUCUGGACCAGGACGUCUGGUCCAGCAGCGGCAGCAGCCCGGUGCAGCAGCCCACCUUGUCCCGCUCGUCCCACCAGAGCCCCCUGCAGCUGCGCCGCUCCCUGGACCCGUCCAGCGUCUCGGGAACGCCCGGACAAACCCAGAUCCGGAAGACUGGGUCUCCAGGCAGCGAGGUGCUUUCCCUUCAACAGUUUUUAGACGAGGGUAUCGAUCCUGCCGAGUCCGGCAGCCAGGAGAACCUCACCGUGGACUCCCCCCGACUCUCGACGUCCUCUGAGCAUGCUCAGAAGGAACGCCCGGCCACCAAGGCCCGGGGAAUCCUGCGCUCCUCCAGUGGGAGGGCGGCUCCGGUUAGCUCCGAUCGUCCGCCGCGACAGGCGGGACGUCCCACCCUGCGGAAGGCGGAGAGCACCCGGGUCCGAGGCUCCGUCCCCAUGCGCUCCAGUCUGUCCACGCAGGGCAAAGCCACGUCGGUGUCGGAGCGUCUGGACUCGGCUUCGUCCACGCUGCCUCGGGCCAGCAGCGUCAUCUCCACCGCCGAGGGCAGCACCCGCCGCACCAGCAUCCACGACCUGCUGUCCAAGGACCAGCGCCAGCCGGUGUCCGUCGAUGCCUCUCCGCCCAGCAAGUCUGGGCCCCGGUCCCAGUCCAGUGAGUACAGCAGCAGAGGCCCCCACCCCGCCUCCGUCCCCCUGCCCAAGUCGCUCAGCUUACCCUGCCACAGCCUGGACGACCCCGACCUGUCCACCCUCGAGUCCUUCCUGGGCCCUUCCUUCACUGUCGAGUCCAUGCUCAUGGACUCCAUCUUCAGCGAGCCCUCGGGCCCAAACCUCCCCUACCUGUCCCUUAACCCCGCCCUGGUCAGUAACAUCAGCGGACCCCCUGUCACAAACAAACCUGCCCCCACCCUAAAUCAAAGCCCACAAGGGCAAAGCGGUCCAGACUGCGCGAACAAUUCGGACGAGCCCCUCGGCCCAGACGACGGACAGUCACUGUGGUACGAGUACGGGUGCGUGUGAUUGACAGGGGGGGCGCGGGUCCGGGCUGGCUGAGACUUGGAUGAAGACUCCUGCAUGAGUUCAUGUGUGGCGGGCUUCCGCUUGUACCUUUGAGUUCUCAUUUCUGUUCUCUGACGGGACCUUUGGUGAACAUUGUUGCUGUUGCUUCCAUCAGAGACUAUUAUCUGUCGGGGUCACUCACUCUGUCGCCGUCUCGGGUCCAGAUAAUAGAUCACUCCUCUCACCGGGCCACCUCCCCACCCCGGCUGCAUGUCUCAUCUCGAUUGUUGUGCUCCAAAUGGUUUCUUUCUUUUUUAUUUUAUUUCUAUUAUUCUUUUGUUUUGUCAAUGUGUGUGUUUGUACACUGGUGCUGAUGGGUUCUGGAUGUUGGGUCUGACAAAAGUUGGGGUGACGGAAUGAUGAGGCCUCAUUCACAAACUGGUGCAGCUGGCUGAGACCGCGAGGAAGCGCAGGAAGAGAAGAUUCCUGAUGUGUGCACGUCUCACACUCAAUUGGUCACUGUUUUUUUGGAGGGAUUUAUUUCAAGCUCAAAACACUGAAUUCUUAGUGAGACUUGUCAACAAAGGUUUGACUCCUCCCUUAUUUCUGACAGAGUUUUGUCGACUUGUGUGUGGAAGACUCUCCUUUCAAAAAUGUUCUUCUGUUUUUAUCAGAUUAUUUCUAAUAGUUUGGCCACAUUAUUCAUAUUUUCUAUAACAUUCUGAGACACUCAUUCACUUAUUGUGUCGUAUUUGGGGGUGAAUUCCGGCAGAGACUGUCAGAGCUGAAGGUGAAUUUUUCUGUAUUGUGAAUGAGGCUGAAAUCAUUUCACGUGGAGCGGAAGCCUGGUGUUGCACAGAGACGCUGAACUUGGAGACGAGCACGACUCCCGUGCCGAGAACCGUGGAGGAAUUGGAUUAUUUAUUUCUGCAGCUUCUGUAUUUCCACAGCGAGUGACCCCUUGCCUUUGUCCUGCAGAUGUGGAGGGCAGGAAAUCUAAAAGCAGGAGUGGGGAGCCCUGCUGACCCCCCACCCUCAUCUAUCUGCUACUGUGCUGUGAGCGCGUGGGAGGAAGUGGGAUUCUGCUGGUGAGCGUCUGCAGUGAGAAAAGAUUGUAACUCCCCCUUUUUUCUUCCUUCUUACUGAACUUUUAUUCUGCGUGGAGAAAAGUCGUUUUGUUUUUCCUCCUUGAAUCAAGGAAACCAGAGCGUUGGCCUGCCGUCCUUCUGCGAGACGGACUGUAAACAUUAGCACUAGUGACUGAGGACUUAAAGAUUCAAGUGCCAAUGUGUAAGUGGACUUUGCGAGGCGAGGACUCGUCUUCUUGUUCGGCCCGGGCGUCGGGCGAGAGACUGCAUGUCGACAUAAACAAUCUGCAUGGAACAAUCACCAUUCUCCCUCCGUCCGGAGCCUCGUGGACGCCCACGCGUCUGGGAUGUGAAGCCAUGAGGCGACUGUGGAGGGAGAAGGUCACCAGAGACUCAUCAUUUGUCUCAUCCUAGUCCCAGCUGUUAGAAAUGGUUUAGUCAAAAGCACAACUUACUUCUGAUCCUUAACUUUUGGGUGAACUUCCUAUGACGAUGAUGAAGAAAGCCUCCUUUUCCACUUUUACAUGAUUCCAUGUGAUGUCAUUAAAGAUCAUCAAAAUAAACUGCGUCUUUUGUCUUGAAGCGUCUGCACGUUUGGAAAUCAUGAAAAGUUUUUUAUUGAAGUAGAUUUUCCAUGUGAUGUUUCAUGGAGUUCAUUUCUCUUCCUGCAUUUUAGUUUUUAGAG
Messenger RNA from Synchiropus splendidus (mandarinfish), 8293 nucleotides. It is a transcript of the gene ccdc88ab, whose product is annotated as coiled-coil domain containing 88Ab. Bases 587 to 6541 code for a protein of 1984 amino acids. Gene Ontology annotation, biological process: cytoplasmic microtubule organization; cytoskeleton-dependent intracellular transport. The record is from RefSeq and is a predicted model, not a curated record. The transcript has 36 exons. Gene Ontology annotation, cellular component: cytoplasm; centrosome. Gene Ontology annotation, molecular function: microtubule binding; dynein light intermediate chain binding. Lineage: Eukaryota; Metazoa; Chordata; Actinopteri; Syngnathiformes; Callionymidae.